This is a messenger RNA of Drosophila persimilis, 1197 nucleotides long. RefSeq names its product zinc finger protein 502-like. The transcript has 2 exons. Gene Ontology annotation, cellular component: nucleus. The record is from RefSeq and is a predicted model, not a curated record. Gene Ontology annotation, biological process: regulation of transcription by RNA polymerase II. NCBI's taxonomy places the organism in Eukaryota, Metazoa, Arthropoda, Insecta, Diptera, Drosophilidae. Bases 36 to 860 code for a protein of 274 amino acids. Gene Ontology annotation, molecular function: DNA-binding transcription factor activity; zinc ion binding; RNA polymerase II cis-regulatory region sequence-specific DNA binding.
GAGCUCCGACAACUUCACGAUUUGGUUCCUUGAGAAUGGAGGAAAUAUGCAGAGUUUGCAUGGGAACGUCCGGAGAAUUCAGGAACAUUUUUGACGAAAGACCAACAAUGGAUACGUGCAUUGGUGACAUGAUAUCGCAGUGCACAGGGUACGUGGUUAAGAGAGGAGAUUCGCUACCAGAAAACAUAUGUCCGCCUUGCCUGGAGGAUGCUAUGAGUGCCUUCAAUCUUAAGUCCACCUACGAGCAGAGCCAUAAACUCUUUUUCUCGCUGAUAGACGAGGACAAGGAACAAGACGAGGAUUCGCUACAGUCAGAUGACAGAACUGAGCAAUCGAAACAGCAAGAUGAUAGCAAUAACAGUGAUAAUUGUAAACGAGUCUUCAAAUGCUCCGUCUGUCCAAAAUCCUUUCAAAGAAAAUACCACCUCAGUGAACACAGCCAUAGCCACACUGGGGAGCGACCGUACACGUGUCCACACUGCGCGAAGUCAUUCUCUCAAUCCAGAAUUCUUCGGAAUCACAUCCGUACUCACACAGAUGAGCGAUCAUUCUACUGCGCCCACUGUUCGAAGUCAUUUAAACUGAAAGGCCAGCUAAUCGUACACAGCCGUACUCACACGGGGGAGCGACCGUAUAAAUGUUCUAAAUGCGCGGUGUCGUUUAAACAGCUCGCCCAUCUUAGGUCACACUUACUCUCCCACACAGGAGAAAGACCCCACAAAUGCUCCCACUGCCCAAAAACCUUCACACAAGUACGCAGCCUUAAUAUGCACAUCCGUACGCACACGGGAGCACACAGGAGAACGACCCUACCAAUGCUAUCACUGCUCAAAAACCUUCACGCAGGAAUCCACUUUUAAAAAACACAUUCGUACGCAACACGGGACGAUUCCACCACUGCUCAAUGUCAAUUAAAAUGACUCAAAGUACACUCCGCACUCAUACGGGGGAGCGUCCUUAUAAGUGCUACCAUUGUUCAAAGACUUUUGGAUACCAAAGACACCUAUGUAUGUCUUUCUCAUCGCUUCGAGAACACAUCAGUAAGAACUCUGGAAGAUACGAUUGCUCCUAGUGGAGAACAUCUUUAAGUUAAAUUAUUUCCGCUAUCCUUUCUACUGUAACUUUUAAAUCAUUUAGGCCCGGUUACUCGACUUAGGUUAAUCGUCGUUAGAAUAAAGACUAGACUACCACAUAAAC